AGUGAACGCAGCAUGAACAACCAAUCAUCGAUUGUUUAGGGCGGAAGUUACAUCCGUGGGUCUGUGGCGGCUAAUUACUAGUUAGCAACCAGUGAAAUGGACAAGAAUGAAGAGGUGCUGGUCCGUACCAAAACCAGCAGGACGCUGCUUAUUCGCCACUUACCUGCUGAGCUGAACCAGGACGAGAAGGAAGACCUCCUGAAUUAUUUUGGAGCUGAGUCGGUCAGGGUCCUCUCAAACACAGGUCCUCUGAAACAUGCAGCGUUUGCAACUUUCAGCAGCGAGAAGCAGGCAGCAAAGGCCCUCAGCAGGCUCCAUCAGCUACAGAUUCUCAAUCAUACACUUGUUGCAGAGUUUGCAAAAGGCAAAGACCAUGUCACAGUGUUGAAGGACCCUCCAGUGUCAGUCAGUGCUAAUGAUGAUAAAGAAGAGGAGAAGAAACAGGAGAAGAAACAGCCGAGUAUUCCACUCAUAGAGACUGGCGUUGCACCUACCCUCGGGCUGAAAUUUCAGUCAAAUCCCAUUUUGAAAUAUUUAUACCCGCCGCCUUCAAAUGGAAUUCUGACAAAUAUAACACAUGCCCUCCUGAGUGUGCCAAAGUUUUAUGUUCAAGUUCUUCAUCUGAUGAACAAGAUGAAUUUACCAUGCCCCUUUGGCCCAGUCACAGCUAGACCCCCCAUGUUUGAGCUUCCUCCCGUGCCUCCCAUUCCCAUGCCCCCUCCACUACCUCCCAACUACCCACCUCUACCUGAAGAGGAGAUGGAGCUGUCUAGUGAGGAGGAGUCAGAGUAUGAGAGCGAAGAUGACGAAAACAAGGAAAGAAUUGUUCGUCUGAUGGGCCUGGUCAACCAAGCAUGCAAGAGACCCCUGAGAACAAAAACAACUUCCAAGAGAAAGAAGCCCAAGAUCAAGGAUCUACUCUACGCUCCCAAACCAGACUCUCAGAGCACUCCAAUGUUGCAGCCCUCUGACGUCUUCGAGCAGCCUCAACCUGCGGGACCAAGGAAAAUUGAAUUCCACAUUUCGGUCCCCGAGGUGGCAGCCAUAUUGGAAGGAGCUGGAACAAGUCAAGGGAUGGAGUCUGCUAAUGAAGGCAGAGAAGUGAAUGAGGAGGAGCCUGCUGCCGGUAGCAGUCAGGAAGGGACCGAAGCUGAUGGCUUUGGGAAGCUCUAUCCCAGCGUCCAAGCCUCCCAACAGGAAGAUGAGAACAAAGAAGAGGAGGAGAAUCUCCCCUCCGACAUCAUCUCCAGGAAGGAGCUGGAGAAAGGACGGCUGUCUAGAGAUGAGAUAAAAAGGAUGUCUGUGUUUAAAAAUUAUGAACCAGGCGAGCCAACCUGCAGACUGUACGUGAAGAAUAUCGCUAAGCAAGUGGAGGAGAAAGACCUGAAGUACAUCUAUGGGAGAUACAUUGACCGUUUGUCAGAAGCUGAGAAAAACAUGUUUGACAUUGUGUUAAUGAAGGAGGGGCGGAUGAAGGGCCAGGCCUUUGUAGGGCUCCCCAGUGAGCAGAGUGCAGAGAAAGCCCUGCGGGAAACCAACGGCUACGUUCUCUAUGACAAACCCCUCGUUGUUCAAUUUGCCAGGUCAGCCAGGCCCAAACAGGACGGCACAGAUGCCAAAAAAGGGAAGAGACAACGUUGAACUCAACAGGCUCAAGAUGUGAAGCCUUGAUAUUGUGGCCCAGCAGAACCAUUUGUAUCCUUAUUCUGGCAUAUCCUUUGGACAGAGUAUUUUUGGGCAGUUUAUUUGUAGUCACAGCUCAAUUUGAACCUAAAACCACUGAAACUUUAUUGUCGUUUAAAAAUACAAGGACUGUAACAUUCUUUGUUUCUACUGUGGCUUACAUUUUGUGCACUACCAAGUGAUGGCUUAAGGAAACCUGUACUUUUUGAAUAUCUAAAACUUUUCUUUGCUGUCUACCUUGUCUGACUCUGAAUUGCAGGUGAAGAUUGCCAGAGGACUCUAUUUUCUAUUUUUGAAUAAAGUUUUUUUUAUUAAAACA
This is a messenger RNA of Myripristis murdjan (pinecone soldierfish), 2002 nucleotides long. RefSeq names its product RNA-binding region (RNP1, RRM) containing 3 (gene rnpc3). Gene Ontology annotation, biological process: mRNA splicing, via spliceosome. The record is from RefSeq and is a predicted model, not a curated record. Gene Ontology annotation, cellular component: U12-type spliceosomal complex. Lineage: Eukaryota; Metazoa; Chordata; Actinopteri; Holocentriformes; Holocentridae. Gene Ontology annotation, molecular function: pre-mRNA intronic binding; U12 snRNA binding; protein binding. The coding region runs from base 97 to 1641 and encodes 514 amino acids. The transcript is spliced from 16 exons.